AUGGCGGAAGAAGAUUCCACCAUCGAAUCGCCACAUUCUCUCAAAUACAAAAUCAAAUCAUCGCUUUGUUUCUCGUGCUGUUUCUCUCACCACCGUGUGAAACCGAGAAUCGUUCGAAGCUCCUCGCUUCGAACUCACAACCGCAAUUACAAUCAAAACAACUCUCGCUUAACGGAUUUCCCGCAUUUAAAGGAGAUGUGCAGCAAUUUCAUCUCCCGGAUCACUCAUCACCGCCGCCGUCAUUCCGCCGAUUUUCACUACGACGCUCUCAGUUACGCGUUGAAUUUCGAAGACGACGCUAACGACGAUAAAUCCGUUAACGAUCUCACUAGUUUCUCGGCGAGGUUACCUGCUUCUCCGCCGUCAAACGUAUCUCGGAAUUCCGCGAAAUCAGCACUCAUCCCUACCGUUGAAAUCGCCGCUCGUAGUUGA
Messenger RNA from Trifolium pratense (red clover), 432 nucleotides. RefSeq lists its product as uncharacterized. The transcript has a single exon. The record is from RefSeq and is a predicted model, not a curated record. Bases 1 to 432 code for a protein of 143 amino acids. Lineage: Eukaryota; Viridiplantae; Streptophyta; Magnoliopsida; Fabales; Fabaceae.